Mesitornis unicolor (brown roatelo) is the source of this 530-nucleotide messenger RNA. RefSeq names its product interferon-like. Gene Ontology annotation, cellular component: extracellular region. Lineage: Eukaryota; Metazoa; Chordata; Aves; Mesitornithiformes; Mesitornithidae. Gene Ontology annotation, biological process: defense response; humoral immune response; positive regulation of peptidyl-serine phosphorylation of STAT protein. Gene Ontology annotation, molecular function: type I interferon receptor binding; cytokine activity. The record is from RefSeq and is a predicted model, not a curated record.
AUGCCUGCGCCCGCGCCCGCCCCGGCCUUCCUGCUCCUCACCACGGCUCUGGCUCUCGCCGCCGCCCUCGCCUGCCACCACCUGCGGCCCCUCCACGCCUCCUUCGCCUGGGACAGCCUCCAGCUCCUCCACGACAUGGCUCCCGGCCCCACACAGCCCUGCCACCACCACCACGCGCCCUCCUUCCCCGACGCCCUCCUCCGCAACGCACAACCAGCGCCAGACGCCGACACCGCCCUCCGCCUCCUUCGCCACCUCAGCAGCCCCGACGUCCCCCACCACUGGGACCACCACGCACGACAGCGCCUCCUCAACACCCUCCAGCACCACAUCCACCAGCUGCAACGCUGCCUCCCACCCAGCGCCCAGCUCUCCCAAGGACAAGGGCCCCGCAACCUCCUGCUCUCCAUCAACAAAUACUUCCGACACCUCCACGACUUCCUCAUCGCCCACAACCACAGCGCCUGCGCCUGGGACCACCUCCGCCUCCAGGCUCGCCUCUGCGUCCAACGCGAGCACACGCUCACUCG